GUCACCCGCCCCAGCCACUUUGUGUGUGUGUGUGUCGCUGCGCUACUAGUCCCAGCAUCCCGGCUUUGAUAUGGCCUGUUCCGCCCACAACCGUUAUUCCGACCGCAUCUCACGCGCGCAACCGGAAGCCACAGCCCGGUCACCACAUAGUCCGGAGAGAGAUGCAGCUUUGUGUACACAGAGCACCUGCUAAGUUUCUCCAGCAUUGUGCCCAGAAGGUACGCAUCCGUUUCCAGCCAAAUCCCUGACUGCUCAGUAAUGACUAGCUCCCCAGUUUCUCGAGUAGUGUAUAACGGCAAGCGCCCCACAAGCAGCACACGCUCGCCAAGCAGCAGUGAGAUAUUUACUCCAGCUCAUGAGGAGAAUGUGCGUUUUAUUUAUGAAGCGUGGCAGUGUGUGGAGCGGGACCUAAGAAAUCAGGUGUCUGGUAUGGAUCGUGGUCUUGUGGAAGAAUAUGUGGAGAAGCAGCCAAGCAACCUGAAAUCUUUUAAACCAGUUGAUCUGAAUGACCUGAAGAGGAAAGGCACACAGGACCCGAAGAAGUCAUAAUGACUUUACACGUUUGGCUCAUCAUUCCUCCUAUUGGCUCAAUUUGGACUUUUUCAUUCUCUUCCAUUUGGUUGUCCAUUACCAACAUAAAGGGACUACUUUGGGACUGUACUGUGCGGACUAAGCAGAGUUGUCUUCCUCUGCUCCCCACCUUAAAUUCCCUUUUCCUAUACCAUAUGUGUCAUGCCAUUUACCCCAUGCAUCGGUCCACAUACUGAUGGAUCACAACAACCCCUUUUAACUCCCAUUUCAUUUACUAAGAACAUGACUCAGUGGGUGGUAUGUAUCAAUGCUGUCUGCUGUGGCUGGGUUAAGAGUAAAAUCACAGCACAGAUCUCGACAGGCUAUUAAAUGGCUCGUACCUCUGUACCACGCUGUUGUCCUGCAACAUUACCACCACUAAUAUUAUCCAAAAUGCAAUCUUCCAGUGCAUCCAAGUACAGAUGAUAUCACACACUCACAAUGGCUACAGUGGUGCGAGUAUACAGACUGGAUGAUAAUUGACACAGUACUUCAGUACUCUGUUAAUUUGGAGUUUUUAAUUGUUAAUAGUUUUGUGUGUUCUGCCUAUUUGUAUGUCUUAGUGAUAAAAUGUUAGAAAGGA
Pseudophryne corroboree (corroboree frog) is the source of this 1153-nucleotide messenger RNA. It is a transcript of the gene MCRIP1, whose product is annotated as MAPK regulated corepressor interacting protein 1. NCBI's taxonomy places the organism in Eukaryota, Metazoa, Chordata, Amphibia, Anura, Myobatrachidae. The record is from RefSeq and is a predicted model, not a curated record. The transcript has 5 exons. The coding region runs from base 259 to 549 and encodes 96 amino acids.